UUGCGUUGGCUCUCUCAACGUAAAGAUGUCGUCCUCGGCAAACCUCUUUAUUACAGUGGCAGCGAUUCUUGCGGUUCUGGCAGUUGCCGUGGAGUCUCAGGGAGCCAUCGAUAUCUUAGUCGUCAAGCAAAACGAACUCCUCCAACUUGUAAAAGGUUUAGAGUCUGUCACCAACGAACAACUGGAACUUCUUAACAACAAGCUUGAUGCAGGAUUAGAGACGAUACUGAACUCCAUUAAAAACGAGUGUGUCACCAACGAGCAACUGGAACUUCUUAAAAACAAGGUUGAUGCAGAUUUUGGAUUGUUGGGGCAAUGUUCACAAAGUCAAAUCGAUGUUUGCUAUCUCCCAGCGAACUUCGAAAUGCCAAGUUUGGAUUUUCUUCAUGACAUCGCUCAAGGCAAAAACACAUCUUCGAGCAGUAUUUAUAACCCAGAUUCGGACAGUAUUUAUAAAACAAUGGUUCCAGAGAUGGCCGUCGAUGACAGCAACUCCACGAUAUUCCAUUCCGUAAAAGAAAUCCGUCCUUGGUGGCUGAUCGAUCUGGGAUCGGAACGAGUCUUUUACCAUAUCUUGAUUCUGAGUCGCCAAGAUUCCAAUCCACAAAGGCUACAUGACCUUGAGAUUCGCCUGGGAAACAGCUUGGAGACGCCUGGAAACUUCUCUUCUUUUGAUCGCCUGAAUUUCUUCGAAGGACCUUACAAAAAGGAAGAUGGAUUCCUCAUGUAUACCUUUCCCAAGGGUGUUAAGGGAAGAUACAUAAGUCUACAGAUUGUUGCAGAUAAGGAAGAAUAUCUACAGCUUGACACUGUCAAAGUGAUCGGUUUAAGGAACUAAGUAGCUACCUUACUGGCCACAAUUCUUUUCUUCAAGUAUUGCGAAGUUUUUAAAGUCCUUGAAUACGGUUUCAGCAAAAUGAAAUAUGAUACAAAGCUUCCUGUAUUACGUAUCUUAUAACUCAAUAAAUUGAUGAAGCAGCAAA
Macrobrachium nipponense is the source of this 983-nucleotide messenger RNA. RefSeq lists its product as uncharacterized. The coding region runs from base 26 to 838 and encodes 270 amino acids. The transcript has 6 exons. The record is from RefSeq and is a predicted model, not a curated record. NCBI's taxonomy places the organism in Eukaryota, Metazoa, Arthropoda, Malacostraca, Decapoda, Palaemonidae.